UCGUAAAUGUCAAAAUACGCGUACUGAAAUUGGCCUCUUAGCUGUCUGUCGUCACCAAUUUCCAUUUCCCAAUUGGUUUCCCAGGUCACCACAAAACCCUAAAUCUCCAAUUGAAAGAUCUCUGAUUUACUCGAUUCGUUUGGAUCUAAGAAAUGAGACGACCUCUCAUCUUCCUUCUCCUAUUUGCUCCGCUAAUUGAAUGUUUGACCAGACAAGCAGCCAUCACAGUCCCAGAACCAGAGACCGCGACUGCCCUCUCCAUUCCACAUUCCUCGCCUUCCAACCGCUUCAAUUCUCUCCUGCCGAAGCUUGGAAAUGAUAUAACGCUGGUUGUUGCAUUGGAUGGGACCAUAUAUAUGGUCAACACUAACCCAUGGAGUAUCCUGUGGGGCUUCUCUUCUGGGGCCCCAAUUCAUACUUCGUAUCAGGAUGCCAGUUUUUUAAACAAUACUAGGAGUGAUGAUCACUUCAUUGAUUUGGGCGAAGACGGGGCGCUCUAUAGCCAUACCCGCAGCGGAAAAGAGAAAUUGUCAUCGAGUGUAGAAGAAUUCAUAGGAGGUGCUCCGUAUUGGUCAAAGGGAGGAGUCACAACGGGAUCAAGGAGGAACACUGUGUUCCUUGUUGAUGCCAAAACCGGAAAACUAAUUCACAUGUAUAAAUCCGCUGACACUCCGUCCAAGUUAGUGGUUUGGAGUACUGAAAGUGAUCUGUCUCCGAAAGUGAAAGAUGCUCACGGGUUGGUAGAGUCCGGUUCCAUAGGCUUGGAAACCGUUGAACAUAUGCUUUACAUCGUGAGAACAGAUUAUGAAAUCACACAUUAUUCUUCUGGUAAGGUUGUUUGGACCGUGACAUUUGCUACAUUUGAAUCUCGCCCUCAAAUAUCUAAUGCUGGAAAUGAGCUUGCUUUAAGACACAGCAGGGUUUCCGACUCAAUUUUGCCUAGUCAGAACAAAACUUAUAUCUCCCGUACUCUUGAUCCCAUAUUGACAGAGUAUCUUUCAAAAUAUGCUGGGAUAAAUGAUAGCCAUUCUGGAGACAGUUCUGCCUAUGAUCGUUCCCCUAAUGUCAAUGUUCCUGCGAUUAUUGAAGAGAAUCAUCCAUCUCAUGUUCCUGUGAUUAUUGAUGAGAAUCAUCCAUCUCAUGUUCCUGCGAUUAUUGACGAGAAUCAUCCAUCUGGCGGCAAUGAAGGCAUAAUGGCUCAAGCUGUAACAAAAUUACUGUCUCUCUGUCUCACACUAUUGUCCAUUGUGGUCUGUAUCUUUCGCUAUCCAAGAGCAUUUCGAAAACAACAUAAACUCAAACAGGUGGCUGAGGAAACUAAGAUGCAAGCUGGGGUUCCAAAGAAGAAGAGAACCCGUAGACUGGGAAACAAUAAGAGAAAUUCCAUUGAUGUUAAGAACAUGAGCAAUACGUCACAUGAAGAUAAGGUUGGAGAAUCUAAAUUUUUCAUACAAAAUGAAAGAAGUGAAAUGAAGUUUCUCUUGACCUCAGCUGAUCAUCUUGAUGGUCAAAUAGAGGGACGCAGGAUUGGCAAGUUGUGUGUUUCCAACAAUGAAAUUGCUCAGGGAAGUAAUGGUACCAUUGUACUUGAGGGAAUCUAUGAUGGUCGUCCAGUAGCUGUUAAGCGUCUUGUGAGGACUCAUCAUGAUGUGGCUUCCAAAGAGGUUCAGAAUCUUAUUGCUUCUGAUCAGCAUCCAAAUAUUGUACGUUGGCAUGGAGUGGAGUAUGAUCAAGAUUUUGUUUAUCUAUCCUUGGAGCGUUGUACAUGUAGCUUAUAUGAUCUUAUUUAUUUUCACUCUGGGUCCAUUCAAAGCCAAAUCACCACGGAUCAGGAACCCCGCUUUUGGACUGAGUAUAACACUCGAUUGCAUUCCAUGAUGGGAAAUAACAAGGACAUUGAAUUGUGGAAGGCAAAUGGAUACCCUUCACCCCAGUUGUUAAAAUUAAUGAGUGAUCUGGUUUCUGGGCUUGCCCAUUUACAUGAACUUGGAAUUAUACAUCGGGACUUAAAGCCUCAAAAUGUUUUGAUAAUAAAGGGCAGGUCUUUAUGUGCCAAGCUUUCAGAUAUGGGUAUCAGCAAGCGCCUACAAGGGGACAAGUCUUCCAUAACCCAGCAUGCUACUGGUUAUGGUAGUUCAGGCUGGCAAGCACCUGAACAACUUCUCCAUCUGCGCCAAACGCGUGCAGUGGAUUUGUUUAGUUUAGGCUGUCUACUCUUUUUCUGCGUCACUGGGGGCAAACACCCUUAUGGUGAUAGCAUCGAGCGUGAUGUAAAUAUAGUGAAUGACCGCAAAGACUUGUUCUUAGUAGACACUAUACCAGAAGCUGUAGACCUUUUUACUCGUCUCUUGAAUCCCAACCCUGAUCUUCGGCCAACAUCCAUGGAUGUGUUGCAUCAUCCUUUCUUCUGGAGUUCGGAGACAAGACUUUCAUUCCUUCGAGAUGCUAGUGAUCGGGUUGAAUUGGAAGAUAGGGAGAAUGAGUCUGAACUACUAAAUUCAUUAGAAAGUACUGCAGCGGUGGCUUUAAAUGGGAAGUGGGAUGAAAAGAUGGAAUCUGCAUUUAUAAAUAACAUUGGACGAUACAGGCGUUACAAGUUUGAUAGCGUUCGUGAUUUACUACGAGUGAUACGGAACAAGUUAAAUCACUACAGGGAACUCCCUGAGGAAGUUAAGGAGAUAUUGGGUCCAGUUCCUGAGGGGUUUGACGGAUAUUUUUCAAGUCGAUUUCCCAAACUGUUAAUCGAGGUGUAUAUAGUGUUAUACAGGUACUGCAAAGAGGAAGAGUUCUUCUGUAAGUAUAUAAAAGGCAAUCAGAUGUAACUGCUCUCUAGAAAAGCUGUCUUCAACCUUCCACAUUGUUGACCUGUUUCCAUGAAUUAACUUAAAAAUUGUAGCUGGAAAUUGCAUCAUAUGUAUAAACACUAACAGUGCCACGAUGAAUGAACGUGAUUAUUAAUUAUUACUA
Messenger RNA from Pyrus x bretschneideri (Chinese white pear), 2967 nucleotides. RefSeq names its product serine/threonine-protein kinase/endoribonuclease IRE1b. The coding region runs from base 153 to 2822 and encodes 889 amino acids. The record is from RefSeq and is a predicted model, not a curated record. Gene Ontology annotation, molecular function: ATP binding; protein serine/threonine kinase activity; RNA endonuclease activity. The transcript has 6 exons. NCBI's taxonomy places the organism in Eukaryota, Viridiplantae, Streptophyta, Magnoliopsida, Rosales, Rosaceae. Gene Ontology annotation, cellular component: IRE1-TRAF2-ASK1 complex. Gene Ontology annotation, biological process: intrinsic apoptotic signaling pathway in response to endoplasmic reticulum stress; mRNA processing; IRE1-mediated unfolded protein response.